CAGAGUCAAUCAUACUUCAGCAAGCAUUUGAAUAAACCUUGAAAAAUAUGGACGGUGUGAUGGACACGCUGCACGGGUUCGGGGUGAGCAGCACUUAUUACCUGCAAAACCAUUACAAAGACGCCCAGGGCUGGUUUCUCUUCGUCUCCUUCGCAGCCGAUCUGAGGAACACCUUCUUCAUCUUCUUUCCCAUCUGGUUCCACCUGAAAGAAUCCGUGGGCAUCAAGCUCAUCUGGGUGGCGGUCAUAGGAGACUGGCUCAAUCUGGUCUUCAAAUGGAUCUUGUUUGGAGAACGUCCGUACUGGUGGGUCCAUGAGGCUUCUUACUACACAAACAGCUCCGCACCUCACAUUGAGCAGUAUCCCAUGACCUGUGAGACCGGCCCAGGUAGUCCAUCCGGUCACGCUAUGGGUGCUGCUGGUGUUUACUACACGCUGGUCACGUCCAUCCUGACCAUAAUGCUGACAAAACAGAAGAAAUCCUCAUCUAAGAGCCUGUACUUGCGUACCUCGCUCUGGACGAUGUUCUGGAUGGUGCAGGUCUGUGUGUGUCUCUCACGAGUCUUCAUCGCAGCUCAUUUUCCACAUCAGGUCAUUGCCGGUGUCGUUUCAGGCAUGAUCGUGGCGGAGGCCUUUAACAGACAGCAGUGGAUCUACAGCGCCAGUCUGAAGAAUUAUUUCAACACGACUCUGUUCCUCCUCUCUUUCGCCGUGGGCUUCUACGUGCUGCUGAAGGUUCUGGGUGUGGAUCUGCUCUGGACGCUGGAGAAAGCUCAGAAGUGGUGCGUCAAUCCAGAAUGGGUCCACAUGGACUCCACACCGUUCGCCAGCCUCCUGAGAAACAUGGGCACGCUGUUCGGUCUGGGGCUCGGCCUUCACUCUCCGCUCUACACCGAGAGCAAGAAGAGCACAGGCGCCGGCGUCAGGACGGCCUGUAUCGCCGCCUCUCUAUUCCUGCUUCACCUGUUCGACUCCAUCAAACCUCCCACACACACGGCCGCUCUCUUCUACCUCCUGUCGUUCUGCAAAAGUGCAACCGUCCCUCUGGCCACCGUCAGCAUUAUCCCAUACUGCGUGUCUGGAGCUCUUGCUUUACAGAGCAAAAAACAGCUGUGAAUGACUGAAACACAUACAGCAACAUUGUGCGUCUGUUGUUGUGUAAGACUUGUGAAAGAGUCUUUUAGGAUUUUUAUAUGUUAGAUCCUUUGGGUCUAAAUGAGGUUUUGUAUUUGACAAAACAAGUUCUUUUUUGAGAACCGAGAGAAUAGAAGUGCAAUCUUUAAGAGGACUCAUUUUGUCCUUAACGUGUGUAUUUUUUUUAUGUUUUGAGUAAUAAUCUAUUUUUUAAUAAAAUACUGAAAAUAAAA
Messenger RNA from Triplophysa dalaica, 1366 nucleotides. RefSeq names its product glucose-6-phosphatase catalytic subunit 1a, tandem duplicate 2 (gene g6pc1a.2). The record is from RefSeq and is a predicted model, not a curated record. Gene Ontology annotation, molecular function: glucose-6-phosphatase activity. The transcript is spliced from 5 exons. Bases 48 to 1115 code for a protein of 355 amino acids. Gene Ontology annotation, cellular component: membrane. Gene Ontology annotation, biological process: glucose 6-phosphate metabolic process; gluconeogenesis. NCBI's taxonomy places the organism in Eukaryota, Metazoa, Chordata, Actinopteri, Cypriniformes, Nemacheilidae.